Striga hermonthica is the source of this 1737-nucleotide messenger RNA. NCBI's taxonomy places the organism in Eukaryota, Viridiplantae, Streptophyta, Magnoliopsida, Lamiales, Orobanchaceae. The record is from the annotation of a GenBank genome assembly.
AUGGGAAAUCACUCCACAUCAAAAUCACUUCCCCUCCUCACUCUCCACCUCAUCAUACUCCUUUCCUUCCCCCUCGUAAAACCCGGGUCGUCGUGCCACCCAACCGACAAACAAGCCCUCCUCGAGUUCAAGAAAAUGAUAACCGACGACCCGUCCCACCUCCUCGAAACGUGGCGCCCAAACAACGACUGUUGCGACGAAUUUAAGGGAGUGUCGUGUGAUCGCAAAACGGGUCGGGUCGAUGGCCUCGUCCUCAUCAUAGACGGUGACCCCGACAACUUUACCAUGUCCGGAAAACUCUCCCCUUUCCUCGGCAACCUCACUUCCCUCCGACAACUCGACAUCAGCAACUUCAAAUACCUAAGUGGGCCCAUCCCCACCGAACUCGGCCGCCUGGCCCACCUGACUUACGUGUUCCUCAAAGAAAACAACCUCACGGGCCCGAUUCCCGCCACCUUCCGGAACCUGACCUGUUUACAAAGAUUGAUUCUUGACAACAACUUCCUUUCGGGCCAAAUCCCAUCCGACCUUUUCAUCGGUAUGACCUCGCUGACGGAUUUGGGCCUCUCGUCCAAUGCAUUUUCUGGCCCGAUACCUCCGUCGGUCGGGAAAUUGGCCUCGCUCGCCAGCCUCAAUCUCUACGGGAACAACUUCUCGGGAAACUUGCCCGAAACAAUCGGCAAGCUCAGAAAUCUAAUGUACGCCAAUUUUUCCAGCAAUCAGAUGACCGGAAAAAUCCCAGAGUCCAUCAGCAGACUUCAUUUGCUCGCUGCUUUGUACCUCGACAACAACAGCUUCACUGGAGAAAUCCCUUUCUCCAUCGGCCAGCUCAGAUCACUGAGUUUGGGAAAUCUGAAGAAGUUACAGAGACUGAAUUUAGCAAGCAACCAACUUUCAGGCCCGAUCCCAUAUGAGUUCCUUAACUUAAAGCUCCUACAAAUUCUUGACAUGUCUUUCAAUCCUCUAGGGCUCAAUAAAUUUCCCGAUUGGCUUAAAAGUCUAAGCCUUUAUGAACUGCGGCUCGCGAGCACAGGACUCGAGGGAGAACUGCCCAACAGCUUAUCUUCAUUUUCUUCCCUAUAUGUUCUUGAUUUAUCGAGUAAUUCCCUAAAAGGGAAACUACCUUCAUGGAUUGGAAACAUGACAAACCUUUCCUAUCUAAAUUUGUCCAACAAUCAUUUCGACUCCUCUGUUCCAGUCGAGUUCAAGAACCUCGUCUCCUUAACCUACCUCGAUCUCCACUCUAACAGCCUCUCGGGAAAUUUAAACGCGUUUUUCGAAAAACAGUCCCAACAUUUGCACGGGCUAUACUCCUCGAUCAACCUUUCUAACAACAUGUUUCGUGGGCCCAUAGACGACGACAUCGGGGACAAGCCUGUAAUGAAAGAAGUCGAGACUUUGAUUUUGUCCGGCAACCCUUUGGGCGGUAAAAUACCGACAUCGCUCGGGAAGUUGAGAUAUUUGAGGAGGCUCGAGAUGGAGAAAAACGGGCUCAUAGGUGGAAUACCGAAAUCGCUCGGGAAUGCAAAUAGACUCGAGGCAAUUCUUUUGUCGGUGAACGAAUUGAGUGGCGGGAUCCCUAAGGAGGUUUUGAAUCUCGAGCAUCUCAACAGUUUUAAUGUCUCGUACAAUCGUUUGAGCGGGAAAAUACCGGCUCAUAAGGUGCAUAUUCCGGCCUCGGCUUUCGAGGGGAAUGCCGGUUUGUGUGGGGAACCGCUUCCUCCGUGUAAGAAGUAG